Messenger RNA from Pseudomassariella vexata, 282 nucleotides. RefSeq lists its product as uncharacterized. Lineage: Eukaryota; Fungi; Ascomycota; Sordariomycetes; Amphisphaeriales; Pseudomassariaceae. The annotation marks the transcript as partial. The record is from RefSeq and is a predicted model, not a curated record. Gene Ontology annotation, biological process: regulation of transcription by RNA polymerase II. Gene Ontology annotation, molecular function: RNA polymerase II cis-regulatory region sequence-specific DNA binding; DNA-binding transcription factor activity, RNA polymerase II-specific. The transcript has a single exon.
AAACGUAAAGAGCUGAGCGCAGAAGAGGGGGAGGCGAAACGGAACAAGUUUCUAGAAAGAAACCGUGUUGCCGCAACCAAGUGUCGGCAAAAGAAGAAGGAAUGGAUGUCAGACUUGGAGGACACGAGGUUCGGGCUGGAAAGUCAAAACUCGCACUUGCAAAUGGAGUACAACAGCUUGGCCGAGGAAGUCAGCCAGAUCAGGGCCGAACUCAUGGCCCACGGCAACUGCAAUGACCCCAACAUCAACAAAUGGAUCGAGAAUGAAGCGAAACGUUACGUA